AUGGUGUCGCUUGUUGGCGUCGUUGACGUUAAGGUCUGCGACGAACUCGCAGUGGAGAAGUUUGUGCUUGUCUUCGAUGGCUUUACUGACGCCGCGGAACAUGCGAUCGCCAUUUUUGCCGCCACGAAAAAGGGCAUUCGGUUUCUCGCAUUUUCGCCUUUCCAGGACGAGGCCUCCCAGACCGCGUCGGAGCACAUCGCCUUCCUGGACCUGGUCCUAGAUCACUACGGGUUGGAUGUAGCCAACAUGAUUGCUAUUGUGGCGGAUAAUAUGGAGACGAAUAAGGCCAUCGCACGUCGCAUCAAGGUGCCAAUGAUUGGCUGUGCUACCCACCGCUUCAACCUCGCGGUUCGUCAGUGGAUCGAGCCGCACAUGCCUCUUAUCAAAAAG
Messenger RNA from Phytophthora sojae, 390 nucleotides. RefSeq lists its product as hypothetical. Lineage: Eukaryota; Oomycota; Peronosporomycetes; Peronosporales; Peronosporaceae. The annotation marks the transcript as partial. The record is from RefSeq and is a predicted model, not a curated record. The transcript has a single exon.